This is a messenger RNA of Phodopus roborovskii (desert hamster), 4305 nucleotides long. RefSeq names its product toll like receptor 9 (gene Tlr9). Bases 175 to 4152 code for a protein of 1325 amino acids. Gene Ontology annotation, cellular component: plasma membrane. The transcript is spliced from 9 exons. Gene Ontology annotation, molecular function: actin binding; pattern recognition receptor activity. Gene Ontology annotation, biological process: canonical NF-kappaB signal transduction; positive regulation of interleukin-6 production; toll-like receptor signaling pathway. The record is from RefSeq and is a predicted model, not a curated record. Lineage: Eukaryota; Metazoa; Chordata; Mammalia; Rodentia; Cricetidae.
CCCUCCGGGGGUGGGGCGUGCUGGGGGCGGGUCCUGCGGCACCGCCCGGGAAGCUGCACGAAGCUCGGCGCUGCCGCCACAUCCUCCGGAGCUCUGGGUUCAGGCGAGCCGAGUCGAGCUGGGCCAGGACCAAGCGGAGCGCUCAAACGGCACGAGCGAGCCGAACGCUGAGCCAUGGCGCACCAGACCGGCAUCCAUGCCACUGAAGAGCUAAAGGAAUUCUUUGCCAAGGCCCGGGCUGGCUCCAUCCGACUCAUCAAAGUCAUCAUCGAGGACGAGCAGCUCGUGCUGGGUGCCUCGCAGGAGCCAGUGGGACGCUGGGACCAGGACUACGACCGCGCUGUGCUGCCGCUGCUAGAUGCCCAGGAGCCCUGCUACCUCCUCUUCCGCCUUGACUCGCAGAAUGCUCAGGGUUUUGAGUGGCUCUUCCUGGCCUGGUCGCCUGAUAAUUCCCCUGUGCGGCUGAAGAUGUUGUAUGCAGCCACGCGAGCCACAGUGAAGAAGGAAUUUGGAGGCGGCCACAUCAAGGAUGAGCUCUUUGGGACAGUAAAGGACGACCUCUCCUUGGCUGGGUACCAGAAACAUCUGUCAUCCUGUGCCGCACCUGCCCCACUGACUUCGGCCGAGAGAGAACUCCAGCAGAUCCGAAUCAAUGAGGUGAAGACUGAGAUCAGCGUAGAAAGCAAGCACCAGACCCUGCAGGGUUUGGCCUUCCCCCUGCAGCCUGAGGCCCAGCGGGCACUCCAGCAACUCAAGCAGAAGGCGGUCAACUAUAUCCAGCUGAAGCUGGACCUGGAACGGGAGACCAUCGAGCUGGUACACACGGAACCCACAAGUGUGGUCCAGCUGCCCUCGCGGGUUCCCCGAGAUGCUGCGCGUUACCACUUCUUCCUGUAUAAGCACACCCAUGAGGGUGACACCCUUGAAUCUGUGGUGUUCAUCUACUCCAUGCCGGGUUACAAGUGCAGCAUUAAAGAGCGCAUGCUCUACUCCAGCUGCAAGAGCCGCCUCCUCGACUCCGUAGAGCAAGACUUCCAGCUGGAGAUAGCUAAGAAGGUUCUCUGUGGCAGGACUCUGCACCCCUUGUCCCUCCUAAUGCAAGCUGCCCUGCUGGCUGGGGCUCUGGCCCUGGGCACCCUGCCUGCCUUCCUGCCCUGUGAGCUGAAGUCUCGUGGCCUGGUAGACUGCAACUGGCUGUUCCUGAAAUCCGUGCCUCACUUCUCUGCAGCAACACCCCGUUCCAACAUCACCAGCCUUUCCUUGAUCUCCAACCGCAUCCACCACCUGCACAACGCCGACUUUGCCCACUUUCCCAACCUGCGGCAGCUGAACCUCAAAUGGAACUGCCCGCCCACUGGCCUCAGCCCCAUGCAUUUCCCUUGCCACAUGACCAUCGAGCCCAACACCUUCCGGGCAGUGCGUACACUGGAAGAGCUGAACCUGAGCUACAAUGGCAUCACCACAGUACCCCCUCUGCCCAGCUCCCUAAUGAACCUGAGCCUGAGCCACACCAACAUCCUGGUACUAGAUCCUGACAGCUUCACCGACCUGUACAACCUUCGCUUUCUCUUCAUGGAUGGGAAUUGUUACUACAAGAACCCCUGCAGCGGGGCAGUGAAUGUGACUCCAGGUGCACUCCUGGGCCUGAGUAACCUCACCCAUUUGUCUCUCAAGUAUAACAGCCUCACGAAGGUGCCCCGCCAACUGCCCCCCAGCCUGGAGUACCUACUGGUGUCCUAUAACCACAUUGUCAAGCUGGCACCGGAAGAUCUAGCCAAUCUGACGUCCCUGCGCGUACUUGAUGUGGGUGGGAACUGUCGCCGCUGUGACCAUGCCUUCAGCCCCUGUGUAGAAUGCGGACAAGAGUCCCUCCAGCUGCACCCUGAGACCUUCCAUCACUUGCGCCACCUUGAAGGCCUGGUGCUGAAGGACAAUUCUCUCCACACACUGAACAACUCCUGGUUCCAAGGGCUAGUCAACCUCUCAGUACUGGACCUAAGUGAAAACUUUCUUUAUGACUGUAUUACCAAGACCCAGGCCUUUCAGAACCUGACAAGGCUGCGCAAGCUUGACCUGUCCUUCAAUUACUGCAAGAAGGUAUCAUUUGCCAAGCGCCACCUGGCAAAAUCCUUCGGGAGCCUGGUGUCACUGCAAGAGCUGAACCUGAACGGCAUCUUCUUCCGCCUGCUCAACAAGGCCACACUCAAGUGGCUGGUCCAUUUGCGCCACCUUCAUACUCUGCACCUUCAAACGAACUUCAUUAAUGAGGCCCAGCUCAGCAUCUUUGGUAUCUUCCCAAACCUUCACUUUGUGGACCUGUCAGAUAACCGCAUCAGUGGGUCUUUGAAAAUGUCAGCAACUACCCUCAAAGAGGCAGAUGAUGGGGAGCAAGAGAGUCUGAAGUCUGGGGUUCUUGCCCCAGCCCUGCUGAGCACCCCUGGUCCUAAGAACUUCAUGGUCAGGUGCAGGAGCCUCAAAUUUACUUUGGACCUGUCUCGGAACAACCUGGUGGCAGUCCAGCCACAGAUGUUUUCCAACCUCUCUCAUCUCCAGUGCUUAAGCCUGAGCCACAACUGCAUUUCACAGGCUGUCAACGGCUCUCAGUUCCUGCCGCUGACCAAUCUGCAGGUGCUGGACCUGUCCCAUAACAAGCUGGACUUGUACCAUGGGCACUCAUUCACUGAACUCCCACAAUUACAGGCCCUGGACCUAAGCUACAACAACCAGCCCUUCAGCAUGCAGGGUAUCGGCCACAACUUUAGUUUUGUGACCCGUCUGCCCAUGCUGAACUACCUCAGCCUGGCACACAAUAACAUUCACAGCCGUGUGUCCUCACAACUUCACAGCACCUCAUUGGAGAUCCUGGACUUCAGUGGCAAUGCUUUAGGCCUCAUGUGGGAUGUGGGGGACCUUUACCUUCAAUUCUUCCGAGGUCUCAGACACCUGAAGCAGCUGGACCUGUCUCAGAACCGCCUGCAUAUCCUCCGGGCCCAGAACCUCGACAACCUUCCCAAAAGCCUAAGGAACCUGAAUCUCCGUGACAAUUACCUGUCUUUCUUUAACUGGAGCAGUCUGGCCUUCCUGCCCAAGCUGGAAGUCCUGGACCUGGCAGGAAACCAACUAAAGGCCCUGGCCAAUGGUACCCUGCCUAAUGGCACCCAGCUCCAGAAGCUGGAUGUCAGCGGCAAUAAUAUUGUUUCUGUGGUUCCAGCCUUCUUUGCUCUGGCCUUGAAGCUCAAAGAGGUCAACCUCAGCGACAACAUCCUCAAGACAGUGGAUCGCUCCUGGUUUGGGUCCAUAGUGGUGAACUUGACAAUGCUAGACGUGAGAAGUAACCCCCUGCACUGUGCCUGUGGGGCGGCCUUCGUGGACCUCCUGCUGGAGGUGCAGACCAAGGUGCCUGGCCUGCCUAAUCAGGUAAGGUGUGGCAGUCCCCGCCAGUUGCAGGACCGAAGCAUCUUCGCGCAGGACCUGCGGCUGUGCCUGGAUGAGGUCCUCUCCUGGGAUUGUUUUGGCCUUUCACUGUUGGCUGUGGCUGUGGGCAUAGCAGUGCCAUUACUACAGCAUCUCUGCGGCUGGGACGUCUGGUACUGCUUCCACCUGUGCCUGGCAUGGCUACCUUUGCUGGCCUGGGGCCGGCGCGGCGCCCAAGCCCUUCCCUACGAUGCCUUCGUAGUGUUCGAUAAGGCGCAGGGCGCGGUUGCCGACUGGGUGUAUAACGAGCUGCGGGUGCGCCUAGAGGAGCGGCGCGGGCGCCGAGCCCUGCGCCUGUGCCUGGAGGACCGGGAUUGGCUGCCCGGCCAGACGCUCUUCGAGAACCUCUGGGCCUCCAUCUAUGGCAGCCGCAAGACGCUGUUUGUGCUGGCCCACACGGACCGGGUCAGUGGCCUCCUACGCACCAGCUUCCUGCUGGCUCAACAGCGCCUGCUGGAGGACCGCAAGGACGUGGUGGUGUUGGUGAUCCUGCGCCCGGAUGCCCACCGCUCCCGCUACGUGCGCCUCCGCCAGCGCCUCUGCCGCCAGAGUGUGCUCUUCUGGCCCCAGCAGCCUAGCGGUCAGGGCAGCUUCUGGGCUCAGCUGAGCACAGCCCUGACUAGGGACAACCGCCACUUCUAUAACCGGAACUUCUGCCGGGGACCGACAGCAGAAUAGCUCAGAGCAAUGGGAACAACUGCACCUUCACCGCCUGGCCACCUGGGUUGCUCUGCCUGCCUUGCUCUGUUCUGCUUUACUCCACGCGUAUCUAGCAGGUGCUCAAUAUAUGCUGUGUGAUGUGGGUUGGAGGAGAGAUGGGAACAUUCUCCA